AUGGCCCCUGUAUUGAGUAGAAGUGUGGCAUCUGCUUCUGUUGCUUCGGUCCCUUACCAAAAGACUUCGUUUUCCGUGAAUAGUGCUAGAAAUGGAUUGGGUUUACUAGGAAGUUCUUUUUUGCCUAGAAAUGGGCUGAGAAGUAGUAACCUUGGGAAGUCCGGGUUAAGAUGGAGGCUGGAGAAGACAGAAAGCAGAGUGGUGGUUAAGUGCGAAGGGGGUGCUGCUGUGGCUGAAAAGGAGGCUACUGAAACGCCCGGCGAAACCCACGAGUACCAGGCUGAGGUUAGUCGCUUGUUAGACUUGAUUGUUCACAGUCUUUACAGCCACAAGGAAGUAUUUCUUCGAGAACUUGUGAGUAAUGCUAGUGACGCUCUCGACAAGUUGAGGUUUUUAAGUGUGACGGAACCUGGUCUUCUUGGUGAUUCUGGUGAGCUGGAGAUUCGCAUUAAACCCGAUGCAGACAAUGGGACCAUCACCAUAACAGACACUGGGAUUGGCAUGACAAAAGAAGAACUCAUAGACUGUCUAGGAACCAUUGCUCAGAGUGGUACUUCUAAAUUCUUGAAAGCCCUUAAGGAAAACAAGGACCUCGGAUCUGACAAUAGUUUAAUUGGUCAAUUUGGGGUCGGGUUCUAUUCUGCAUUUUUGGUAGCUCAAAAGGUGGUCGUGUCCACGAAAAGUCCAAGGUCUGAUAAGCAAUUUGUUUGGGAAGCUGAGGCUGACAGCAGUUCAUAUGUGAUUAGGGAGGAAACUGAUCCUGAAAAACUCUUGACUAGGGGAACACAAAUCACUCUAUUUUUGAGGGAGGAUGACAAGUAUGAGUUCUCUGAGCCUACAAGAAUUCAGAAUUUGGUGAAGACCUACUCCCAGUUUGUUUCAUUCCCCAUCUAUGUAUGGCUGGAAAAAUCAAGGAAUGUCGAGGUAGAAGAAGAAGAGCCACCAAAGGAGGGAGAAGAAACACCAGAAGGUGAAAGGCCCAAGAAGAAAAAGACCAUCACUGAGAAAUACUGGGAUUGGGAGUUGAGCAAUGAGACAAAGCCCAUAUGGAUGCGUAAUCCAAAGGAAGUUGAGAAAGAACAAUACAAUGAAUUCUUCAAGAAGACAUUCAAUGAAUUCUUGGAUCCCAUGGCACAUACCCAUUUCACUACCGAGGGUGAGGUGGAAUUCAGAAGUAUUCUAUAUAUCCCUGGUAUGGCUCCUCUCAGCAAUGAGGAUGUAAUUAACCCCAACACAAAGAAUAUCCGUCUCUAUGUCAAACGAGUUUUCAUUUCAGAUGACUUUGAUGGUGAAUUGUUUCCAAGAUACUUGAGCUUUGUGAAAGGGGUGGUGGACUCAGAUGACCUUCCUCUUAAUGUCUCCAGAGAGAUACUUCAGGAAAGCCGCAUUGUAAGAAUAAUGAAGAAGCGACUCGUGAGAAAAACAUUUGAUAUGAUUCAGGAUCUUUCUGAGACUGAGGAUAAGCAGGAUUACAAGAAGUUCUGGGAGAACUUUGGCAAAUUCCUGAAAUUAGGAUGUAUUGAAGACUCUGGCAAUCACAAGAGGAUAACUCCUCUGUUGAGAUUCCUUUCUUCCAAAAGUGAGGAAGACUUGAUUAGUUUAGACGAUUACAUUGAGAACAUGGGUGAGAAACAAAAUGCAAUUUAUUAUUUGGCAACAGAUAGCUUAAAAAGUGCCAAGACAGCACCCUUCUUGGAGAAAUUGGUUCAAAAGGAUAUUGAGGUAUUGUACCUGAUUGAUCCAAUUGAUGAAGUUGCUAUACAGAAUGUACAGACAUACAAGGAAAAAAAGUUUGUUGACAUCAGCAAGGAAGAUUUGGAGCUUGGUGAUGAGGAUGAAGUGAAAGAGAGGGAGACAAAGCAAGAGUAUAAUCUUCUUUGUGACUGGAUAAAGCAGCAGCUUGGAGAUCAGGUGGCUAAAGUUCAAAUCUCAAAAAGAUUAAGCUCUUCGCCUUGUGUACUGGUUUCUGGCAAGUUUGGUUGGUCUGCUAACAUGGAAAGGUUAAUGAAAGCUCAAACCCUGGGUGAUCAGACAAGCUUAGAGUUCAUGAGGGGCAGGAGAAUAUUGGAAAUUAAUCCAGACCAUCCAAUCAUCAAGGACCUAAAUGCGGCAUGCAAGAAUGCUCCGGAUAGCAAAGAUGCAAAGAGAGUUGUUGAACUCUUGUAUGACACUGCAUUGAUCUCCAGUGGUUUCACACCUGAUAGUCCAGCAGAGUUGGGUAACAAGAUUUAUGAAAUGAUGUCGAUGGCCGUGGGAGGAAGAUGGGGCAGACUGGAAGAAGGAGAGAGCGAGUCAUCUGGCGACAGUUAUGGUGCGACAGAGUCAGAAGGCUCAGAGACCCAAGUCAUUGAACCAUCAGAAGUGAGAACAGAGAACGAUCCCUGGAGUGAAUAA
This is a messenger RNA of Oldenlandia corymbosa var. corymbosa, 2394 nucleotides long. NCBI's taxonomy places the organism in Eukaryota, Viridiplantae, Streptophyta, Magnoliopsida, Gentianales, Rubiaceae. The record is from the annotation of a GenBank genome assembly.